AUGAAACUGUCACUGUUGAGUUUAUUUGUUCUUCUUCUGGCCUUUGUCAGCGGAGGACUUCUCACCAGCAAAGAUAUCCAAAGUGGCAGCAGGGAUUUGACUAAGAUCUCCAGCAGGGCAGGUAUUUUUCCAAACAAACAUCGGACACUGUUUGCAAGAAGAGGGCAGUAUGAACAGCAGAAGCUUCAGAUGAUGAGGCCCAAAGGGAUGCCCAGUCUUCCAAAGAACUCUUCGACCAAGGCACCAAAACCUGCUUCUGCAACAUGUUCCCAGCUGGGACAAAGCUGUUUGCCAAAUCAAGGCUGUUGUGAGCCGUGUUCCUCGUGCCACUGCCACUUCUUCAAAGCCAUCUGCUUCUGUAGAAGGAUUAAUGUGAAAUGCACCAAAAAUACAUAAA
This is a messenger RNA of Syngnathoides biaculeatus (alligator pipefish), 397 nucleotides long. Its product is annotated as agouti-related protein-like. Bases 1 to 396 code for a protein of 131 amino acids. Gene Ontology annotation, molecular function: neuropeptide hormone activity; type 1 melanocortin receptor binding. The record is from RefSeq and is a predicted model, not a curated record. The transcript is spliced from 3 exons. Gene Ontology annotation, cellular component: extracellular region. NCBI's taxonomy places the organism in Eukaryota, Metazoa, Chordata, Actinopteri, Syngnathiformes, Syngnathidae. Gene Ontology annotation, biological process: positive regulation of feeding behavior; hormone-mediated signaling pathway; neuropeptide signaling pathway.